Caenorhabditis auriculariae is the source of this 4331-nucleotide messenger RNA. NCBI's taxonomy places the organism in Eukaryota, Metazoa, Nematoda, Chromadorea, Rhabditida, Rhabditidae. The record is from the annotation of a GenBank genome assembly.
AUGCCCCCAGGGCAACAUCCUCAAAACACCUCGGCAAACGUCAUGAACACUUCGAACGCCGGCUCGCGACAGCCCUACACUUCUUCAUAUUCAUACGUUAGUUUCUUCACUUUUAAAGAAUGGAUUGUUUUUAAUUAGAAAAGAAGUUCCACGGGAAAUGCUCCGUGUGAAAAAAUAAUUACAUAAUAGGAGAAAUGUUCGAAAUGUUUCAAUGUGAUUUGUUUGUUUGGUUAUUCGUCAGAAUAGAAGGAAUUAAGCCGCCUAGGAAAUUAAAGAAAACAAAAAAAAUGUGGCGGAUUGCAUCUCUCUCUCUCUCUAUUUCAAUCAAACGUUUCUCUAUGAAUAUUCGCAUGUAACUUCAAAUAUGUACAAAGGUAAUACAUAUAAAAAGCACAGAGACUUUCCUGAAAGAUGGAAAUUCAUGAACCCAUUUGUUUCUACGGGUAUCUUUGUUUCACUACUCCAUUUUUUUUAUUACUAAAAGUUUUCUUGAAAAUUUUUAUCACUUCUCAAAGUAGAUUGAUUUUUCGGACAGAAUUCAAAUCUUUAGCCAAGAAAAAUGGACUCUGACAGGCUCAUUUUAACGAGAAUUGAGUAACGCAUAAAUUGAAAAAAAUUGCGAGUUAUUUUUGCAAGGAUACAUUUUAAGAACAACUCACGAUAUUCCUCCAAUAACAACUCAAAUGGACGCUUCGGUUACUCGAAUUCUCAACGAGACUCGACGCCACACCACGAAUCGGUACCUUUGAGCCUGGUUAGUCCGAAAAACAAGCGGGUCUGGUGGAAUCCUCGGCAGUUGCAGACGAACCUCUACAUCCGCGGCUUGACGCCCGCCACCAACGAUGACGACUUGCGCGCCAUGUGUGAGAAGUUUGGCACCAUCUCCUCUACAAAGGUAUCAAAUUGAACACUAAGAAAUUAUGCACUUCCGAAGACGAUGAAUGAAUGUUGAGUGACCGUGAAUUUGAUGCAACCUAUCAUUUUAUAGUUUAAAUUUAAACUUUUAAUCAAAUAAAUGGUUUGUUUAGAGAAUAAAAAAGGAAGAAAAUGAAUCAUUCCCCUGGUUUCUAUAUUAUCGAGGACUAAAGAUUCUUGGCGCGUUUGACUGUUCAUUGCACUUUCUCGGAGAGGCGAUGGGAAUACAUUCCGCGUCCAUUGAAUUGCCUUAUUUACCAUCAUGUUUUUUGCCGCGUGCUUUCAUUGUUUGCAUAGUUUCUCUAACUCCUAAAUUUAUUCGCUUGUUCCGCGUUUUACUAAAAAUACACAAAUCAUCAAAUUUUAGUCUUAUUUUUAGCUCUAGAAAGAGUAGAAUUUGAAAAAAAAAACGUUGAAACCUUCAAUUCAAUUCGAGAAACGAUUUCACCAUUCUCGACGAGUCAAGAGGAAAGUGAAAUAGAAAAAAAAAACGAGGAGAUUUUGAUGGAGGGGGCAUGCAAAUUAAUAUAAGGAAGCACUUCAAGCAAAUCAAUUUUCGAAAAAAAAUGUCGGUCUGCAUACACAUGCGGGAAGAGAUAAUUUUUCAUAUUCCUUUGCUGGGAUGUUUUCUAUCAAAAUUUUAAUCCAUGUGCAUAUUGGAAAAAAAAAACGGUGGUAUGAAAAACCAGCGAAAAAUUCAAACGGCGGCUUUUUCCGAUUUUUUCGUAUCGCUGGGGAACUUUCCGACGGCCACUUUUCUGCCGAAUCUUUUUCCGGAUUUUUUUUCUAGAUAAACUUUUUCGUUUUGAAUCUUCCUAUAUAAAGUAAGUAGUUUAUUCAUGACUAAAACAAAAAAAGGAAAAAAAUGUUAAUAGAUAUUUUAUAAACCGAAAAAAAUAUAAAGGAAAAAAAGUCGGAAAGAGAUUCGUCGGAAAGGUGGCCGUCAGAAAGUUCCCUUGCGAUACGAAAAAAUCGGAAAAGUCGCGUUUUGAAAUUUUCCUGGCUUUUUUUUCAUACCACCAAAAAAACUUGAAUUAUUACCGGAAAUCGAUUUUCUAUAGUUUUGUGAGGUUUUUUUCAUUUAAAGAGUUGAGAUCAUUAAUAAAAAGAGGGAAACAUUUUGUGAGCUUGAAGUUAAUCUGAAGCCAUUAAUAUUGACCAACGAGUCGAAGUUAUCUCAAUAUGUUUUAUUGAUAAGAAUUUGAAUAUUAUUGCUAUUAAACUUCUUUUUUUCCAAACUUCAUUUUUUUAAAACUCCUCUAGGCGAUAAUGGACAAGAGCAACAACUCGUGCAAAGGCUACGGGUUCGUCGAUUUUGACAGCCCUCAGGCUGCACAACGUGCCGUAGAGCAACUGGUGGCCGACGGCGUCCAGGCACAGAUGGCCAAGGUAUCGCGUACUUUCGGUAUUCUUCAUUGUUGAUACAGCUUCAGCAGCAAGAGCAGGAUCCGACCAACCUCUACAUUGCGAACCUGCCACCCAAUUACACAGAGCAGAUGCUUGAGAACGAGUUGGCAAAGUAGGGUUUUCACCUGGACAAUUGGAUUGCUACCUUCUUCAAUCUUCAGGUUCGGCUUGGUGGUGUCGACGCGGAUUCUGCGCCACAACGACGCGACUUCCAGAGGUGUUGGCUUCGCUCGAAUGGAUUCCAAGGUUAAUUUUAGUUGAAAAUGUAUAAAAAGAUGAUUCACUUCAUAACGCACUUCUAUUCAAACAAACUCAUAGAUAUCGUAAAAACUCCCUAGUUAUUUUUUUUACGAUCAAUCAGCAUACAUUUUACUUCCUAGGAAAUAUUUUUUUCAAUUGAAAAGCUUAGUCAGAAUAAAAAAAUUCUCGAUAAAAAUUCUAAAAAUCAUGUAAAUAGGUAAAGGUUUCAAGUUGGUACAAGGUAUCCUAGAUUAUCUGGUUUUCUAACUCUCGAAAGUUUUGCUAUUUUCUUCUAUCUCAAGCCAGGGCUAAUUUUUUCCAUUGCAAAAUACAGUAACCAAUGCCUGGAAGGUUAGAGGAAUUUUUUUCGUUAUGAUUUUAAUAAAGUUUUGUGCUUAUUUGAAUUUUCUUUUUAGAAAUUUUCUUCAGCUUUUCACGUGCCCGAUUCUAAAAACGUCCUUUCUUGAAAUUAUCUAUCUUGCAUAGAGGCGUAGGUUGAAAUUGGUAUGUUUCGAGGUUAUAAUCAUAAACUUAUGUGAUGUUUUGCAGCGUUUGUUACCCUCUUGAAAUGUUUUGGAACUUGACUAAACUUUAGGACAAAUGCGAGGAAAUAAUUCAAGCGCUGAACGGCGGCCGCUUCGAAGCGAUGUCCGAGUCACUGCCGCCACUGCUGAUUAAGCAAGCCGACACAGGCCGCAAAACAAACAGAAAACGCAACGAAAUGGGCUUUGACAUGAACAUUUUCCAAAAUCAGGUAGAAGCCGAACUCUCAAGGAAAACGAUUAAUGGGAGAACUUUUUCAGCAGCUGGGUCUUGGAUCCCAUGAAGUGAUGCGCGGUGUGACAGCGAUUCCGCAAAUGUACCACACGACCCCUUACUUUGGAGGGUAUCAGCCUCAUCAGCCAGUCGCUCCUUAUCGUUCGUGUUUCUUCUCUUUUUUUGAUUAAAAUAAUUAUCCAAAUUUAGAAGUAUGUUUCUGAGGGAAAUGCUCAGCAAAGUUCUAAGGAAAAAUUAAAGAUGAAAGAAAAAUUAUUAAAAAAAUUGAAGACCUUAAAAAAAUCUCAAAAAAACUAUUCUCGGAUCUAAGUAUCACAUUUCACGUACGCCGUACUUCUCAAAAUUUCUAAUUAUUGAUGAGAAUUGUUUUAUUUGACCCUUUUUCGACUAAAAAGCGCCUUAACUCUGCUUAAACUUUGUUGACCGGAAAUUUAUUUUAGAGUACGACAUGAAUCCACUGACGGCGCAAAUGGGUGCGAUGCAACUGGGAAACUCGCAUCAACCCAAUGAAAUGUACGUCUACAACAACUCGUCCAGCAAUUCUCAACAACAACCCCAGUACUACGUCCAGUCGAACUCUCGAAAAAGUAUGAUUUAAACUUUUUUUUUGCUUAUUUUUUCAAUUUCGAAAAAAAUUUGAUAAUUCAUUUAAAUUGAAUUAAAAAAAGGUUCAUUUGAAUUUUUUUAAAACUGCUCAUCUACGCAGUAGGUUCAUUUGAAAUUUAGUAACUAUAAUUUUAAAAAACUUUUUUUUAGCCUUCUUAUCCGCCAUAUGGAGCGAACUCUUCGAACGCUUAUGAACAGAAUCAUGGAGUAUCUAACAACAACAUGAUGUACCAACAAACAGUACACGAAGAUCCAUACCGAAAGGUUUCUUUUUUUCAUUUUAAAUCAAAAAAAAUUAGGUUUAUUUUUUUAUUAAAUAAAAAUUUUUCUCGAAGUCAAUUAUCUUUUUUUCAAUGUAUGCAAUUUUUCAGGGAGCCGCGCAAUAG